Molecule: messenger RNA, 297 nt
Organism: Prunus armeniaca (apricot)
Lineage: Eukaryota; Viridiplantae; Streptophyta; Magnoliopsida; Rosales; Rosaceae
Source: the annotation of a GenBank genome assembly
AUGUACUGUCUAAGAAAGAAAGGUCUCUUGGAGCUUGAAGGCCAUCUUCCAGCUAAUUUGACAGUGGACCAUGAAAUGUAUUUUGUAGAAUGUGUUGACUUUGCCAAAUCCUUCAUCCGACUGUAUAUCAAAGAGGAUGAUGAAUUAUUCAAAGUGCUCUUGCAUCUGCCUUGUGUACCUUGUUGUGCAGACAGGAUGAAAAGGAAAAGGUUGCAUUGUAGGAUUCGAAUGGCAAUUUACUUUUCCGUGUCUCAGAUCUUUUCAAUCCUAUACUCUUGUUCCAUCUUUUCCAAUUAG